Molecule: messenger RNA, 1602 nt
Organism: Hypoxylon trugodes
Lineage: Eukaryota; Fungi; Ascomycota; Sordariomycetes; Xylariales; Hypoxylaceae
Product: MRG-domain-containing protein
Exons: 4
Coding region: 95-1444 (449 amino acids)
Biological process (GO): chromatin organization; regulation of DNA-templated transcription
Cellular component (GO): NuA4 histone acetyltransferase complex; Rpd3S complex; nucleus
Source: RefSeq, a predicted model, not a curated record
GCAAAUAACAUAAAUAGCCUCAAUUGAUUAUUCCUAUAGUGAUAGAGGUUAUUUAUGAUAAGUUGCCCAGGUACUUGGAAUAAUUAAUUAGGCGAUGACGGCGUACAUGUACCGUUCUGUUACGCCGGGGUGUAAAUGUACAGUGGGUAAAAACACUUUAACCAAAAAAGAAAGCGCGUUAGAAAACGCGUCCGAGCUUUGGUGGGCGUUCCGCCGUAGUAACCUACCUUCUUUCCUACGCCGUGUGUCAACCACAUACGAUAAGAUCAACCUUAAUAACCUUGUUAUCUCCCUAAAUUCUCAAUCUGCUGGCGCCGUCUCUUCUAAACUUCACUUCAAAACACACCAUUCAUCUAUCUUUCUCUUUCCGCCGUGCCCAGAUUCAUAUCAAUCCGCCGAUUUCAUCAACUUAAAUAAUUCUUACGCUCACCUCUCCUAUCAUCAAUAUUUAAAGGUGACCCUAAGUCCGCCGAUCAUGGCUCCCUCACGACAGAGUCAGGUGCCGCCGUACGCCAAAGACGAGCGUGUUCUUUGUUUCCAUGGUGAUUUGAUGUACGAAGCCAAGAUUCUCGAGGUCUCCGUUAAGUCCGGUCAAAAGGCAGAGGAUGCUCAGUAUCGUAUUCACUACAAAGGCUGGAAGAACACCUGGGACGACUGGGUUUCGCAAGAUCGCAUUCGAAAGUUCACCGAGGACAACAAGCAGCUCGCAAGCCAGCUUCAGGCUCAGGCUAGAAUGCGAACUCAAGGUCCUAAGGGGGUGAAGAAGGGUGGCAAGGCCAACGGUUCGGAGAUGAGCUCCGCUCGGGGUAGUGAAGAGCGCGCCGCGGGUUCCUCCAGCUUCGGUGGCCGAGGCCCUCGACGAGGUCGAGAUUACGAACUUGAGACUGAAGAUGCAUUCCACACCAGACCUUCUAUUAAGAUCAUCAUUCCCGAUGUUUUGAAGGCGAUCCUUGUCGAUGACUGGGAGAAUGUUACGAAGAAUAAUCAGCUGGUUCCUCUGCCCCAUCCUCGCCCAGUCACCAAGAUCCUAGAGGAUUAUCACGCAUACGAGGUCCCGAAGCGUCCUGAAGGUUCAUCUCAUGUAGAUAUUCUUGAAGAGACCCUAGCAGGCCUCAAGGAGUAUUUCGACAAGGCGCUUGGUCGCAUUCUUCUCUACCGAUUCGAACGUGCUCAAUACGCCGACAUGUACAAGAAGUGGAUGUCCGAUGACCCUGAGUACCAAGGCAAAACCGCGAGUGAGACUUACGGUGCCGAGCAUCUCAUGCGCCUUCUAGUUUCCAUGCCCGAGUUGGUUGCUCAGACGAACAUGGACCAACAAUCUGUCAAUCGUCUACGAGAGGAGCUUGUCAAGUUCUGUACCUGGUUGUCUAAGAACAUCACCGAAUACUUCGUCAGCCAGUACGAGUCUCCUACUCAAGAGUACAUCCAAAAGGCGAAGGAGUAAUUUCAUUAUGUUUUCUCUUUUGUUACAUGGCGGCGUUUUCUUUAGUCGAGGUCUUCAAAGCGGACGAGGACUUUGACUUGCUCAACACAUGCCCUGGAAUUUCGGAAUGGUACGCAUAUUCAGUUCAGCUCCCCCUCGUUGUGAACACGCUGCCUCGU